Molecule: messenger RNA, 1863 nt
Organism: Nothobranchius furzeri (turquoise killifish)
Lineage: Eukaryota; Metazoa; Chordata; Actinopteri; Cyprinodontiformes; Nothobranchiidae
Gene: ugdh
Product: UDP-glucose 6-dehydrogenase
Biological process (GO): glycosaminoglycan biosynthetic process
Cellular component (GO): nucleus
Molecular function (GO): UDP-glucose 6-dehydrogenase activity; NAD binding
Source: RefSeq, a predicted model, not a curated record
GUGCCCACCCACAGACAUACGUCGCCGACCCUUAAAUUCAGACUGCGGCUUACAAAGUUCCCAGAGGAGAUCCAGCAGACUGACUUUAUCCGACCAAAACCUCUUCACCCCGGGCUAAGACACUUAUCACCCGGUAUCGAACCGGAGGCCCGUUACUGACGUCGGUUCGGUUCGGAGACUCGUCUGAAAGAGGAAAAAAAAUCUGCUCCUUCUUGAAGUUCACAAACUGUCGAGCUGGCAAAGAUGUUUCAGAUUAAAAGGAUUUGUUGCAUUGGAGCGGGGUACGUCGGUGGCCCAACAUGCAGUGUAAUCGCUCACAUGUGUCCAGAGAUCACGGUGACAGUGGUGGACAUCAACGAGUCUCGUAUUAAAGCCUGGAACUCUGAAACUCUGCCCAUAUAUGAGCCUGGAUUGAAAGAGGUGGUUGAGUCAUGCCGAGGAAAGAAUUUGUUCUUUUCUACAGACAUCGACUCAGCCAUCCGGGAGGCCGACCUCGUCUUCAUCUCUGUGAACACCCCAACGAAGACGUACGGGGUGGGGAAGGGCCGUGCGGCUGACCUGAAGUUUAUCGAGGCCUGUGCUCGGCGGAUCGUAGAGGUGUCUGAUGGCUAUAAGAUUGUGACCGAGAAGAGUACGGUGCCAGUGAGAGCUGCUGAGAGCAUCAGACGGAUAUUUGACGCUAACACCAAACCCAGCCUUGACCUGCAGGUGCUGUCCAACCCAGAGUUCCUUGCUGAGGGAACAGCGGUGCGAGAUCUGAAGGAGCCAGAUCGUGUCCUGAUUGGUGGAGACGAAACUGCUGAAGGUCAAAGGGCGAUCAGAGCGCUGAGUGCUGUAUACGAACACUGGGUUCCCAAAACAAGAAUAAUCACCACCAACACAUGGUCAUCAGAGCUCUCCAAACUGGCAGCUAACGCCUUCCUGGCACAGCGAAUCAGCAGCAUCAACAGCAUCAGCGCUCUGUGCGAGGCCACCGGCGCUGACGUGGAGGAGGUUGCCAAGGCGAUCGGCAUGGACCAGAGAAUAGGCAACAAGUUCCUCAAAGCCAGUGUUGGUUUCGGUGGGAGCUGUUUCCAGAAGGAUGUUCUCAAUCUGGUGUAUUUGUGUGAGGCCCUCAACCUGCCAGAGGUGGCGUCCUACUGGCAGCAGGUCAUCGACAUGAACGAGUACCAGAGGCGACGCUUCGCCUGUAGAAUUAUCGACUGUCUUUUCAACACCGUCACGGGCAAAAAGAUCGCUCUGCUGGGCUUCUCCUUCAAAAAAGACACUGGUGACACAAGAGAGUCGUCUAGUAUCUACAUCUCCAAGUACCUGAUGGAUGAAGGAGCCAAGCUGUUCAUUUAUGACCCCAAAGUCCUUAAGGAGCAAAUCAUUCACGACCUCUCUCAGCCUAGCAUCUCCGAGGACAACCCCAAAAGAGUGUCUGAGCUGGUGACCGUGGCCUCCGACCCUUAUGAGGCCUGCCAGAGCGCACACGCUUUGGUCAUCUGCACCGAGUGGGACAUGUUUAAGGAGCUGGACUAUGAGAACAUUUACAAGAUGAUGUUGAAGCCUGCCUUCAUAUUUGAUGGUCGCAGAGUGUUGGAUCACCUCCAUGCUCAGCUGCAGUGCAUCGGCUUCUGCAUCGAGACAAUUGGAAAGAAGGUGACGACGACUCGAAUCCCCUACACGCCGGCGGCCGUUUGUCCUCUCAUCACUGCCAGCGAACCUCCAACCAACGUAGCAAAUAUCUAAAACACAUUCCCCUCAGUCUUUUUAUUUCAGCAGAAAUUAUGUUGUCCAUACCUUACAGAUGUGAACUUUUAUCUGUUCCAGUAUUGUUCUUAAUUGUUGACAAGUUUUCAUUAAAUUUUUUAAAAGCUA